Pseudopodoces humilis (Tibetan ground-tit) is the source of this 4162-nucleotide messenger RNA. RefSeq names its product fibronectin leucine rich transmembrane protein 3 (gene FLRT3). Gene Ontology annotation, molecular function: protein binding. The record is from RefSeq and is a predicted model, not a curated record. NCBI's taxonomy places the organism in Eukaryota, Metazoa, Chordata, Aves, Passeriformes, Paridae.
AGUUCGAGGAAAGCUUUCAAAGGGGAGUUUUCUGGGAAGGAAAUCAUAUUUUUGUGGGUUUUUUUUAUAAUGAAGAAAACCAUCUGAAUUGCCUGAUGUUUCUGUGGUAAGGUAACUUGCAUUCUUGCAGCACAGGAGGAAUUCUUUCCUGCAUUACAAAUUUGGAAGAAAAAGUGAGAGUUGGAAAAUGGUUCUCUGAAAGAGGUGUGGAUGUAUCAGGAUGUAGCUACUGUACAAAGGUCAUACUUGGAUAAUUCUGGAUAGGAAAAAGCAUCCCUUUCCUGACCUCCUGAAGAGGCUGCAAUCCUUCGAGCCUCAGCAUAAUGAAUGGUUUCUAUCACGUGGCACUAAAGUUCCCUCCUCUGACUACUACGCUGCACAGAAGAGUUUGUAAGAGUUACAAAGAAAGUAAUUCCUGCUAAAGGCAUUAAACCAAACAAAAGAGGCUCUUCAUUCACAGACUUUAUAUGAGGACAAAAAUAGAAGGAAGCUGAAGCUUUUCUACACUGGGGCCUGGUGUGCUUAUGUACCAUGAUAAAUCUUGGUUGGAAUGCUCAUUGAGAAUCGUGCCAGGAGCCAGGAAACACACACCACCAACAAGGACCAUCUGAGUAAACACCAUCGAGAAAAAACUGCUUCAUGGAGUAAACUGUAAGAGUGACUGGGCAGAAAGACAUCCCUUUACUGGAUAUCCUCAAGCACAAAAUUUACUCAUACCUUUAAAUACGAUUGUUGAAGAUCAGAACUGUAUAGAAAUCUCAUCAUUCCUGACCAUGAUUAGUGUUACCUGGAGCAUCUUCCUAGUUUGGACUAAAAUAGGGCUGUUACUUGACAUGGCACCUUAUUCUGUUAGUGCCAAACCAUGCCCUUCAGUAUGUCGCUGUGAUAUGGGUUUCAUAUAUUGUAAUGAUCGCGAUUUGACGUCUAUUCCUACAGGAAUCCCAGAGGAUGCAACUACCCUCUUCCUUCAGAACAAUCAAAUAAAUAAUGCUGGGAUUCCUUCAGAACUGAAGAACUUGCUUAGGGUGGAAAGAAUAUAUUUAUACCGCAACAGCCUAGAUGAAUUCCCCACUAACCUCCCUAAGUACAUUAAGGAACUGCAUUUGCAGGAGAACAAUAUAAGGACCAUUACUUAUGAUUCACUUUCAAAAAUUCCUUAUCUGGAAGAACUGCAUUUGGAUGAUAAUUCUGUUUCUGCUGUUAGCAUCGAGGAUGGAGCUUUCCGGGACAACAUCUAUCUCAGACUUCUUUUUCUUUCCCGAAAUCACCUUAGCACCAUUCCCUGGGGUUUGCCUAAAACCAUAGAAGAGCUACGCUUGGAUGAUAAUCGUAUUUCCACAAUUUCUGAGCUGUCCCUUCAAGACCUUACAAAUCUAAAACGCCUUGUUUUAGAUGGAAAUCUUCUAAAUAACCAUGGAUUAGGAGACAAAGUCUUCAUGAAUCUAGUCAAUCUUACAGAAUUGUCAUUGGUUCGCAAUUCACUCACAGCUGCACCGGUGAAUUUGCCGGGAACAAACCUAAGAAAGCUUUAUCUCCAAGAAAACCACAUCAACCGUGUGCCACCCAACGCUUUCUCUUACUUACGGCAAUUGUAUCGACUAGAUAUGUCCAAUAAUAAUCUCAGCAAUUUACCUCAGGGUGUCUUUGAUGAUCUGGACAACAUCACUCAACUGUUCCUUCGCAACAACCCUUGGCACUGCGGGUGCAAAAUGAAAUGGGUACGUGACUGGUUACAGUCAUUGCCUUUGAAAGUAAAUGUACGUGGACUGAUGUGUCAGGCACCAGAAAAAGUACGUGGCAUGGCUAUCAAAGACCUCAGUGCAGAACUGUUUGACUGUAAGGAUGAUAGCGUGAUAAGCACCAUCCAAAUCACUACUGCAGUACCAAACACGUUAUACCCGGCCCAGGGACACUGGCCCAUUUCUGUGACCAAACAACCAGACAUCAAGACUCCCAACCUAAACAAAAACUACAGAACCACAGCAAGCCCGGUACGCAAAAUCAUUACAAUAUUUGUGAAAUCCGUAAGCACAGAGACUAUUCACAUCUCCUGGAAAGUUGCACUACCAAUGACUGCUUUGAGACUCAGCUGGCUCAAGAUGGGUCACAGCCCUGCCUUUGGAUCUAUAACUGAAACAAUAGUUACAGGUGACAGAAACGACUAUUUGCUCACGGCUCUUGAACCAGAGUCGCCAUACCGUGUGUGCAUGGUUCCCAUGGAAACCAGCAACAUCUAUCUCUCUGAUGAAACACCCGAAUGCAUUGAGACCGAGACGGCACCUCUUAAGAUGUACAACCCUACCACCACCCUCAAUCGGGAGCAGGAGAAAGAACCUUACAAAAACUCCAGCUUGCCCUUGGCCGCCAUCAUCGGCGGUGCGGUGGCGCUGGUGGCCAUAGGGCUGCUGGCCCUGGUCUGCUGGUACAUCCACAGAAACGGGUCCCUGUUCUCCCGGAACUGCACCUACAGCAAGGGACGCCGGAGAAAAGAUGACUAUGCCGAAGCGGGAACCAAGAAAGACAACUCCAUCCUGGAAAUCAGGGAGACUUCUUUCCAGAUGAUACCAAUAACCAGUGACCAAGUGUCCAAGGAGGAGUUUGUAAUACACACCAUUUUCCCACCUAACGGCAUGAAUCUGUACAAGAACAGCCACAGUGAAAGCAGUAGUAACAGGAGCUACAGAGACAGUGGUAUUCCAGAUUCAGAUCAUUCACACUCAUGAUACUGAGGGACAUGAAAGACUGGUUUGGGUUUUGUUGGGUUUUCUGGGUUUGUUUUGUUUUUUAAAGAAAACAAGAAAAGACUGACUUAACAGUUGCUGUUCUACUGCAAAACACUGGAUUAAAAGACUGACAAAGCAAUGUACUGUACAUUUGCCAUAUAAUUUAUAUUUAAGAACUUUUUAUUAAAAGUUUCAAAUUUCAGGCUACUGCUGCGAUUAAUGUAGUGGGGAUACCUGACCACAAUUCUAUAUUUUAGUAUUUUUUAGUAAUUUGUACUGUAUUUUCCUUGCUAAUAUUGAAGUUACAGACCAUUUAACUUUUGUGUUCUACUGAGUAAGAUGACUUGUUGACUGUGAAAGUGAAUUUUCUUGCCGUGUUGAGCAGUCAGAACAUUCAUCUGAGAUCCUUGUAAGUGUAAGCACAGACCAUUUUUCACUUUGGUAUCAAUAAAAUAAUGUUGAACCUGGCAAAUCAGGAAGAUCAAAAAGUGGUUACAAAAGCUCACAGAACUUCCAGUGUUGGGUCUAUUAAAUCUGUAAACCACAACAAUAUUCAAUAAACAAAAAUAUGUGUAGUAAUGGGCAAUAUCAGCUGUCUGGAUAUAUCCAUUCAACAGUGGUGAAAUCCAGUUUAAAUGAGAAUAAGCAAAUUGAUGACAUGCAUGAAACUGCAGCUUUUGGCAAGUGUUAAAAAAAAUCUAAUCCCUAGAGGAAAGCAUAAUCAAAUUCCUAACAAGGAAUUUAAAAAAAAAAAAGGAAGGAAAAAGUGGUAAGCUCUACAAACCAAGAGGGUAGAUACAGUUUAGGAAUAGAUUUUUGGUUAUCAAAAUCAGUGGUCUGUAUAUUACAGAGAGGCAUUUGGGAGACAAGGGCAGGAAGACAGAGACAACACUUUGAAACUGCUUGGAAGAGGAAAAGGGCUGAAAGUGCAGUUUCACAAGAAAAGAGAGAGGACAAAAUCCAAGGCAAUAAAAGCAAGGUCUCAAAAACUGUGGUCCCAAAGGUGAGCAGACAAAUGGGGAAUGCAUUCUGAAGCAUAUGCCAGUCUGUGUUCAGUAUACUGCUGUUACAGUCAGGAAUACUGCCCAUUACUGUCACAGUUAUCCAGAAAUUCCUUGGUAAAUCUGUAAGGUAACAUGUUUCUUUCUGCCUUCCUGCUGAACUAUGAGCUAUUUCAUGUUUAAACACCAAGCCACUCUUUGUUGCAAUAAUCAUUCUGUUUCUUCAACUAAAAACCAAAGUGCUUUGUACGCCCUUUGGCCAGUCUUGUGUGUGCCUUGAUCCAACGCUACAUGUAUCAAGCUUUUAAAAACUAAGAAAAAAGGAAAUAAUAAAAUACCCACUUUUUCAUACAUAACUUAACUAUGAAAAAUACUGGUCUUAUUCAUGAAUGAAGUUGAAAAACUACUUCAAAAUUAUGUUGCACCUCUGCAGUGCAC